Oncorhynchus mykiss (rainbow trout) is the source of this 6445-nucleotide messenger RNA. The record is from RefSeq and is a predicted model, not a curated record. Lineage: Eukaryota; Metazoa; Chordata; Actinopteri; Salmoniformes; Salmonidae.
CAAUAAGAGGGUUGAGUGGUUCUAGUAAAUAUUUAUAUUGCAUUAUGAUAGCCAAAGCGUGAGAGUGAAAGAGAGAGAGGCAGAGAGGGAGAGUUAUAGAGCGACCACCCCUUUAUUAAUAUUAUUCCACACCGCUAAGUUUAGCAUUCAACACGUGUCGCCAGUGAUGGAGAGAGAGAGUGAGGGAGGGAUAGAGAGAGAGGUUGAUGGUUGCUAGGUGACCAGGCGCAUAUACUGAAUUUUAACAAAAGAACAGGGAAAGAGAGAGAGAGAGAGAAAGAGAGAGAGGGGAGAGAGGGAGGGAGAGAGGUAGAGAGAGAGAUCUAAAAAUUGAAUACAUGUAGAAUAUAUAUUUAGAUAUAUAUUUUCAGGGGGGAAACACGCAAACGGAUACCUCAAAAGGGAAGGAUGUGAAAAGAAUGGAGGGACGAAGGGAGCGAGGGGGGAAAGGCUCAUGAAAAACAGCACCCUCUCUUAGAGCGCUUUACAGCUUCGCCCUCCCCCCACCCCCCUCCGCCCCCCUCCCCCCUCCACGGUUGAUUGAUCUAUUGCAAUGGUCGCCAUACCCACCCUCUCUCUCCUAUUGGCCCUGGCGGAGUGGGCAGGACCAGUCACGCCCUCCCCACACCUCUUGCUCCGCCCCCGGGAGCGGGAGAGAGACCCGGGGACAAUAAUGAACUUCAACAUCGCUGUGAUCCACGCGGGGGCCAGCGUGCAGGUAGAGGCGGCGGCCGGGCCCGGGGGAAGGGUGCUCUACCCUGGGUUUGGUCGGGCACACAGCUCCCUGGGGGAGAGCGUGAUCACCCAGUGGGGCUCUGCUAACGUCAUCUGGCUCCAGGUGAAUGACAGUAGUCCUAAGACUCUGCUGUCCCAACUGUGUGACCUGCUGGCAGCGAGGCCCCUACAGGGCCUGGUCUACGAGGAGGAGAGGCCACCACCCACCGCCUGGGGACCCCUGGCCCCCAUGUUAGAGUUUGUCUCUGCCCAGACUGGACUACCCAUAGUGGCUGUAGGAGGAGGAGCAGGGCUGGGGAGGAUGCAACAGGAGUCAGGCUCCAUCUUCCUCCAGUUCAGCUCAUCCACCAGCCUCCAGCUGGAGGUCAUCUUCAAAAUACUAGAGGAGUACGACUGGACCACCUUCUCAGUGGUGUCCACCCGUCACCAUGGCUACCAGGACUUCCUGUCGGUGGUGGACGGCCUGACGGACGGCUCGUUCAUCGGCUGGGAGAAGAAGAGCGUGGUCAUGCUGAACGUGACGGACGACCCGGGAGGGGCACGCACGCGCAGGCUGCUCAAGGAGAACGAGGCGCAGGUACGUCUGCUCUACUGUUCCCAGGAGGAGGCCGAGCUGGUGUUUAAAGCAGCCUGGGCCGCGGGUCAGGCUGGACCCUCUCACAUGUGGUUCGCUGUGGGGCCAGCCCUGUCCGGCCUUGGCAUGGAGGGUCUCCCCAGGGCCCUGUUCGCCGUGCGUCCGCAGGGCUGGAAGGACAAGCCCCGCAUGAGGAUCGCCCGGGGCGUGUCCAUACUGACCCACGGGGCGGUGGCACUGCGCCGCGACUAUGGGGCCUCCGGAGGGCCAAACUUUGUCACCAACUGCAUGACGGAAUCCAAUCAAACACACAGGGUGCGGGGCAGGAUGAGGUAUUUCAGCAACAUCACGUUGGGUGGCAGAGACUACUCUUUCGACAGUGACGGUUACCUGGCCAACCCCGUCCUAGAAGUAAUCUCCUAUACACCUGGCAAAGGCUGGGAGGAUGUAGGGAUGUGGGAAAAUGGUAAGUUGGAUUUGGUUUAUCCAGCGUGGUCGCGUUACGGUCCAUUCCUCCAACCGCCUGAUGGCGCCCAGCACCUGCGCGUGGUCACUCUGGAGGAACGUCCGUUUGUCAUCGUGGAGCUGGCUGACGCCGCCUCCAACACCUGCAUCAGAGACUCUGUACCCUGCCGACGACCCCUGAACGCCAGUAUUCCUGUCCAGGAUCCCCCAAAGAAACAGUGCUGUAAGGGCUUCUGCAUCGACAUCCUCAAACGAUUGGCCAAAAUCGUGGGUUUCACCUAUGACCUCUACCUGGUGACCAAUGGAAAGCACGGGAAGAAGAUUGAUGGAGUGUGGAACGGCAUGAUUGGAGAGGUGGUGGGACAGCGAGCAGAUAUGGCCAUCGGAUCCCUCACCAUCAACGAGGAGAGGUCAGAGGUCGUGGACUUUUCCGUCCCCUUCGUGGAGACGGGCAUCAGCGUCAUGGUCUCCCGUAGCAACGGAACCGUCUCACCCUCUGCCUUCCUGGAGCCCUACAGUCCAGCGGUGUGGGUGAUGAUGUUCGUCAUGUGCCUGACCGUGGUGGCUGUGACCGUCUUCAUAUUUGAGUUCUUCAGUCCAGUCGGCUACAACCGCAGCCUUUCCAGCGGAAAGAAGGCAGGAGGCUCUACAUUCACCAUAGGAAAGUCUGUGUGGUUGCUGUGGGCCAUUGUGUUCAAUAACUCAGUCCCAGUGGAGAACCCCAGAGGAACCACCAGUAAGAUCAUGGUGCUGAUCUGGGCCUUCUUCGCGGUCAUCUUCCUGGCUUCCUACACAGCCAACCUGGCUGCCUUCAUGAUCCAGGAGGAGUACAUAGACACUGUCUCUGGACUCUCAGACAAAAAGUUCCAGCACCCCACAGAGCAGUACCCCCCUCUGAAGUUUGGCACGGUGCCCAAUGGAAGUACAGAGAAGAACAUCCGCAGUAACUACCCUGGCAUGCACCAUUACAUGGUCAAAUAUAACCAGAGAGGGGUGGAGGACGCCAUUAACAACCUCAAGACUGGGAAGUUGGAUGCCUUUAUCUACGAUGCAGCUGUGUUGAACUACAUGGCCAGGAAAGACGAGGGUUGUAAGGUGAUGACCAUAGGCUCUGGGAAGGUAUUUGCCACCACAGGCUACGGUAUCGCCCUGCACAAGAACUCCCGCUGGAAACGCCCCCUCGACCUGGCCCUGCUGCAGCUGGUGGGAGACGAUGAGAUUGAGAUGCUGGAGCGUCUGUGGCUGUCUGGUAUCUGUCACAAUGAUAAGAUUGAGGUGAUGAGCAGUAAGCUGGACAUAGACAACAUGGCAGGUGUCUUCUACAUGUUGCUGGUGGCUAUGGGGCUCAGUCUGCUGGUAUUUGCCUGGGAGCACCUGGUCUACUGGAGGCUCAGACACUGCAUGGCUACCAGCUCCGGGAGACUGGACUUCCUACUGGCCAUCAGUAGGGGCAUGUACAGUUGUUGUAGCUUUGAGGAUGAAACCACGCCGGGCGGGGCCAAAUCCUCCAUGGCUAUGCUCCCCCACCAUCAUGGCACCAUGGUAACAGUCCCGCCCCCGCCACACUUGGUCAGUGCGUCGUCAACCAACCCGGCCCUGACCAUGGCGCAGCAGCAACAGUCACAGCCCGUCUACAAAACACAGAUGCCUGGAUCCCCUCCCACCGUGGUGCAUUCUGGGACGGCGCUGGGGCCCUCCAACACUCCCAUGCUGGGGGCGCCCCUGCCUUGCUCCACAUUCCUCCCCCGGCCUGAUCGCAGACUGGCCGUGGUGGACCGCUGGAGGCUGCCCAAGGCCGGGACCGCCACCAACCCCAUGGCCGUCCGCGGGGCCGUCGCAGACAUGGGGCCCUUCCCCCAGAAAGUGGCUCCAACCUGGGGCACGACAGCUGGAGGAGUGGGGGUUGGUGGUGGUGGUGGUGGUGGGGGGCUGGAUGGAUAUAAACGCUACUAUGGACCCAUCGACCCUGAGGGUCUGGGGCCCUGUAUGGACCAGCCUGCAGGGUCCCAGACCCCCAAAACAGCCCCCAGGAGCCACCCUCAACCCCCUCCCGCCACUGUGGCCUUCUACUCAGAGAAAGGUCCUGACCAGGGGGUGGGGAAGAGGGUGGUGGGAGGUGGUGGUGCUGGGUGUCAGGGGAAGGGAGGGGUCAAACCUUUGGGGACGCCUCGGCUGCCUCCUAAAAGCCAAGCCGUGGGCGUGACCCCAGUCCCUCUGCCCACUAACCCCCCGCUGCCACAACCCUCCCCCCCUCUCCCCUCAUCCUUUUGGAGGAAGCGCCGGCCCAAGAAGCCCAAAGAGCCAGGCGGGCCUCUGUACGAGAACAUCCUACCGCUGGGGCGCAGGGGAGGAGGAAGGGAUGGAGCGAGGGAUGGUGGAGGGAGGAGGGGACGCCCCCUCUCUCCUCCUCUCCCACUCUCAGUAACCGUGCCCAUGUCCCCCACCUACACUCCCCCUUCCCCCUCCACCUCACUCCCCUACACCAGCUCAACUUCCUCCUCUUCCUCUAACACAUCGUCCACCUCUUCCUCUACCUCCUCCUCUCGCUCCUCCUCUCCUUCCUCCUCCUCCUCCUUGACCUCUCAGAGCACGCGGGAAGGUUUGGACGCAGAGGACGAUGAUGAGGAUGAGGAGCUGACCGAGGAGUCCAGUCUUCUCCUGGGGAGGGGGAGGGACAGACAGCGUUCAAUUAUCUCCUCUCGCUCCCUCAGUCAUGGGCGCCAGCCACCACCUAUACCACCCCGAAAACCACGCCCUGCCCGAGGGGAGAGAAACAGGGAGAGGGAGAGGGAGAGAGGAGGUAGCCAGUUGGCCCAGUUACAGGAGUGGUGGGCGGGCUGGGGUGAUAGAGAGAGGGAUCGCAGUGGAGGAGGAGAUGACGAGAGGAAACGAGAGAAGAAGAGGAGGAAAGAUAAAGAGAAGAAGAAAAAGAAGAAGAAGAGGAAAAAGAGGGAGGAGAGGGAACGAGAGCGAGACAAAGAGAGGAAGAGACGGAAGGUGAAAAAGAAGAGGAAGAAGAAGGCGCUGAAGACGAAGAAGAGGAAGAAAUCGACUGGGCGUUCCGAGCAAGAAGAGGGGGAAGUGGAGGCAGAUAGGGAGGGAGUGGGGGAUGGAGGGAGAGAAGGAGGGAAGCAAGACUACUCUUCCUUUCCAAACCAGUAUCGUAGUACGUUUGGGGAGAAAGGGAGAGAGUCAGCAUGGGCAGGAGAGAGGGAGCGAGGAAGGAGGGAGGGAGAAGAGGAAGAGGGGGGUGAUAGAGAGGAGGAUAGCAGCAGGAGCAGGGAGAGGCGGCCCAAAUCAUCCCGUUCCCACUCCAGACAUCGACCCCCCAGUAAGCUCUACCCCAAACUCCCCGCCUCAGUCAAGUUCUGGGUGAGUGGAGGAAAUGGGGAAGGGGGGGACCCCAACUCUGGAACACACCCCUCCUCCCUGCCUCCCCUCAUCCCACUCUCCAAGAGGCGGAGGAGUGAAGGGGUGGAGAGAAGGGAGGGAGGGAGAGAAGGAGAGAAGAGGCCUCUGUUGAUGCACUAUGAGAAAGACAGGGCUAACACCCGGGAGGGGCUCUCCUUCCAUGAGUGGGACUCUGAGGAGGAUGAUGAGGAAGAUGUGGGGGAGGAGAGGCAGAGAGACAGAGCGAGGGAACGGGUGGAGGAGAGGGUGAGGAGGGCGGGUGGGAGAGGUGCUGUGUCAGAGUCAGAAAGAGACAGGGCGAGAGCAGAGGAGAGUUACUCUGAUGAGGGCUCAUCAGGGGAGUUUGGGCGAUUUGAGAGGUACUGGGAGGGGAGGGAGGGGAGGGAGGGGAGUGGGGGGGCUGGAGGACCAGGGAAUAGUGGGAUAGGGGGGAUAGGGGGAGGGAGCUGGUUUUUCGGCACAUACCCCUCCAGAGAGAAAGGGGGCAGCAUCAACAGCAGAGACGACUCUAUACUAGGGCGAGUGGAGGGCUGGGGGGGGGUGGGGGGAGAUUCUUGGGGUUCAGGGCCAGGAGUAGGGUGGGCAUCAGGGGGAGGGAGUGGAGGACUGGGGUCCCAGUGGCCCCCUCCUCCAGCAAACCUCCCACCCCCCCGACGGUACUGGUCUGUGGACAAACUCCCAAUGAAGGGAGAGAAGAAGUGGAAAAGGGGAGGAAGGGGGAAGGGCAAGGGACGCGCACGAGACAGGAACCAGGGGUCUGGGGUGUCAGGUUCAUGUAGUCAGUACCCCCACCCCCAUGUGCACCCGCACCCCCAAGGGCGGUCACACGGCCAUGGGAAGAGAGGAAGCACGGCCCUGUCCCACAGCCAGGAGGAGCUGCUCCCCCACUGCCACAGCUUCAGCGGGGGCUCACGGCCCAAACCCCCUCCCAAACCAGACCAGGGCCAGGCCAAGUCAGGCAGCCAGGCCAGUCUCAGCACACAGCAGCCAGGAGUGUUAGUGGACCACCCCCCUCAGCCCUCCCUCUCGCCCCCUCAACCCCAACCUAGUGUCCCUUCCUCAUCCUCCUCCCUGCCGGUGCCCAUCCCUCCUCCUCCCUCCUCGUCCUCUGCCUCGGCCAGUGCUAAGCUCCUGUACCAGAGACUACGGUCAGUACCUCAGCCCGGACGCUUCUACUCCCCCCACCUGCCACUCAAGGCCAAGAGCCUAUGCUCCCGACGAGGCUCCGCCCAUUUCUCCAGCCUGGAGAGCGAGGUAUGA